Molecule: messenger RNA, 3403 nt
Organism: Cucumis melo (muskmelon)
Lineage: Eukaryota; Viridiplantae; Streptophyta; Magnoliopsida; Cucurbitales; Cucurbitaceae
Product: RNA cytidine acetyltransferase 1-like
Exons: 27
Coding region: 167-3190 (1007 amino acids)
Biological process (GO): rRNA acetylation involved in maturation of SSU-rRNA
Cellular component (GO): nucleolus; 90S preribosome
Molecular function (GO): 18S rRNA cytidine N-acetyltransferase activity; ATP binding; tRNA binding
Source: RefSeq, a predicted model, not a curated record
UUGGAAUGUCAUAUAUUGGGGGAAGGUUGCAACCUAGCCCACACCGAUUUGCCACCCCUACACCGAUUCGCCACCCCUACACCGAUUCGUCACCUUUCUCGUCGUCUUAGUGUUUUUUUUCCUCCACUUGACUUUUAGCAUUGUUUUCCAUAAUCAAGGUGUAAACAUGAGAAAGAAGGUUGAUGAUCGAAUUCGCUCCAUGAUUCAAAAUGGAGUGAAGAUGAAAUAUCGUUCUUUUUUUGUUAUAAUUGGUGAUAAGGCUCGCGAUCAGGUGGUUAAUCUACAUUAUUUGUUGAGUAACGAACUAAUGAAAUCUCGCCCAACUGUCCUGUGGUGUUACAAGAACAAACUAGAGAUUAGCAGCCAUAAAAGGAAAAGAGCUAAACAAGUAAAAAAGUUGAUGCAAAGAGGACUUCUUGAUCCUGAAAAAGUAGAUCCAUUUCUACUUUUCAGUGAAAGUGGAGGUUUGUCCUAUUGUCAAUACAAGGACUCAGAUCGUAUACUUGGGAAUACUUAUGGGAUGUGUGUUCUACAGGAUUUUGAGGCUUUGACACCUAACAUACUUGCUAGAACCAUUGAGACUGUUGAAGGUGGUGGCUUAGUGGUUAUGCUUCUUAACACGCUAUCUUCACUUACAACACUUUGUACCAUGGUUAUGGACAUUCACGAGCGUUAUCGGACAGAGGCACAUGCUGAGAUUGUUUCUCGUUUUAACGAGAGAUUCCUAUUAUCUCUUGCAUCAUGCAAAGCAUGCAUGGUCAUGGAUGAUGAACUCAAUAUUUUGCCUCUCUCUUCUCGUGUGAGGGCACUAACUUCCUCAUCUAUUAAUGAGGAAUGUAGGUCUGAAACGGAGCAAGAAUUGAAAAAUCUAAAAGACCAAUUGCACGAUGUUUUCCCAAUUGGUUUGUUAGUUAGGCUUUGCACAACAUUAGACCAGGGAAAAGCAGUUUCAAUUUUUCUUGAUACUAUCCUUGAUAAAACACCUGAUAGCAUUGUUGCACUAAUUGCUCCUAGAGGAAGAGGUAAAUCUGCAGCACUAGGUAUAGCAAUAGUUGGAGCCAUUGCGUCCGGGUACUCUAAUAUUUUUGUAACUGCUCCUACGCCGGAGAACUUGAAAUCAUUAUUUGAGUUUAUUUGCAAGGCACUAAAGACUCUUCAAUAUGAGGAACAUUUGCAUUACAAUUUGGUGCGAAGUUCUAGCUCAGAGUCACGGAAGACAAUUGUACAAGUGAACAUCUACAAGCAACAUCGGCAAACCAUUCAGUAUAUUCUACCCAAUGAGUAUCAAAAGCUCUCCCAGGCUGAGCUACUAGUAAUUGAUGAAGCGGCUGCAAUACCUCUGCCCGUCAUUCGGUCAUUGCUAGGAUCUCAUAUGGUUUUCUUAUCUUCAACUGUAAAUGGUUAUGAAGGUACUGGCCGCUCUUUAUCUUUAAAGCUUCUAAGGCAUUUGGAAAAGAAAAGUCAAAUAGCAGAAGGCAAUGACUCUGCUAGCCUUUCAGGGAGAAAGUUUUGUAUGUUAGAAUUGCAAAAACCUAUUAGAUAUGCUUCUGGCGAUCAUUUGGAGAGUUGGCUUAAUAGUUUACUUUGCCUGGAUGUUACAAGUACCGUGCCACCCAUCUCGAGGCUUCCCCUACCUAGUGAGUGCAACUUAUAUUAUGUGAAUCGAGACACUCUCUUCUCCUUUCACAAAGAUAGUGAAAUUUUUCUUCAGCGGAUGAUGGCUCUUUAUGUUGCAUCUCACUACAAAAAUUCUCCCAACGAUCUUCAAUUAAUGGCUGAUGCUCCAGCUCAUCAUCUCUUUGUGUUGUUAGGUCCGGUUGAUGAGUUACAAAAUGUUCUCCCAGAUAUUUUAUGUGUUAUACAGGUUUGUUUGGAAGGACAAAUUUCUCGUAAUUCUGCAUUACAGAGCUUGCAAAUGGGUCGUCAGCCACCUGGGGAUCAAAUUCCCUGGAAAUUUUGUCAAGUAUUUAGGGAUACGGAUUUUCCAAGUCUCUCAGGUGCUCGUGUUGUAAGGAUAGCCGUUCAUCCUAGUGCUUUAAGGGAGGGAUAUGGGUCAACCGCUAUGGAACUUUUGACAAGGUAUUACGAAGGAAAACUAACAAAGCUUAGUGAAAGAGAAUGUGAGAAUGUUUCUACCACCAAUGAAAAAGUUGUUGAGCAUGCCAAAAAGGUGUCGUUGCAAGAAGAAACCAUAGUCCCUAAACAAAAUCUUCCCCCACUGCUUGUUCCUGUUUCCGAACGUUCACCCGAAAAGAUUGAUUACGUUGGUGCUUCAUUUGGACUCACAACCGAACUAUUUGGAUUUUGGAAGAAACUUAAGUUUCUUCCAUUUUACAUUUCUCGAAAUCCAAAUGACAUGACUGGUGAGUGUAGUUGUAUGGUGCUCAGGCCAUUGAAUCUUGACCAAAUAACAGAUUCAUGUUCUCAGCCCCAUGGACUUACCACCGCUUUCUAUAAACGGUUUAGAAGUAAGUUUAUCCUUGAUGUUCCUCAUUUCUUUCGAGAUCUCGACUACAAGGUUGUUAUGAGCAUCUUGGAUCCAAAGAUUAGUUCCUCCAAAGCUGAAUCAAGGGCAUCUCAAGAAAAGGAAAGCUCAAAGUCACCCAUUGAUCUUGCUAGUUUUGAUGAAUUGGAAGCAUAUGUGAAUAAUCAAAUAGACUAUAAAGAGGUCUUUCAUGUUGCAACUAUGCUUGCUCAAAGCUAUUUUGAUGGAAAACUAGGAGUCACAUUAUCUGCUGUUGAAGCUUCUAUAUUAUCAUGCGUUGGCUUGCAACUCAAAGAUAUAUCAAGUCUUGAGGUCGGUAUGAAUUUAGGAAGGACACACGUCUUGUCAAAAUUCUACAAGUUGAUGAAGAAGUUCUACCAACAUUUCAAGGACCUUCUAAUGAAAGAGAUGGGUACAAGUUUUCCUCAACAAGAAGAGGUAAUACUAAAACCACAUGAGAUUUCGGUUGAUGCUGACCUCUAUGAUGGAGCCAGACAAGUAAAUGUUGAUCUGAAAGCAAUGGGAGUUGAAGAUGUACAAUUGCAGAAAUAUGGGAUUGAAAAUAGAGAAGCUGAAUUGAAUGAGGCCCUUCAGCAAUGCAAUUCAUUAUCAAAAAGUGGUCUUAUCAGUGUCAAAUCUUCUUAUGCUCAACCCGGUAAGUUGGAUAUGAGCAUUACAAGUUCUAAGAGGAAAAGAAAACAUUGAUGUAGUCUUGUUAAUUUCUAGCCUAAUGAGUAUACAACUUGUAGGUUUAGAUUUUAUUUUCCUUGUAUUAUUAUUAUUCUUUUCAUUUUUACCAAUCAUCUACUUUUAAGAUGGGAAUAUCAUAUAUGUUGCAUCAUUGCUAGGUGCAUUCUUAUGCAUUGAUUAAACUCUUGUUAGUGAUAAAGAUUAGCGUAUUACUCCUUCUGUUUAUUA